UAUUGUGCACGUUGCAGGGAGCUCAGAUGCUAACAUCCCCACAUCUCAAAUGACGGAUCUGUCAGUUAAAGAAACCAUCUGAGGUGGUGAGUGCAGCUGAGGAGAAACUGUAUAAAUUCUCCAGUUUUACGAUUUCCUUCACCGGGUGACCUUCCUGUUAGUUGUGUCAUUAACUCUGAAUACAACAGGUGUGAAAUUUCUGAGAAAUGUAGGAGUGGAGGUUUUUUCCGCUAGAAGGAAGCAUGGCGACACAAACACCGGCGACGUCACUGAAGCGGAUCGACCCGUGAAGUAUGAAUGUCAAGGACGCAGUGGCAAAGGUCGGAAGGUUUGUCGACUGUGACCAGACUUCACACACUGUGAACCACCUUGCCGAGGCUGUAGACACUCCACCAGCAGGUGGUUGGAUCUUGAACAGCAAGAUUUAUACCUUAUUGGAGCUGGACCACGGUUGUUUCAGUUGAACAUCCUCAUCAUAGGUUCAAGCAGCGACUGAUCAACAGGUGAAACUGAGACGCACGAAUGAAUCAGAAAAUCGCGGAUCAACAUCUGUUUCUGACACUAGUGAUCUGGGUGACUCGGGACCGAGUCAGCAUCCUCCCGAAACUCAUGAAUAUUCAACAGCCACUACGUCAUGCCUUACACGAGUGCAAGCCGUGACCACAACCACAUCUUCCACCUCUGCAGCAGCGACAGUCAGCAUGGCUGAGAGCAGCACGUGCGCAGCCGGCAGUGACGUGACCUCUGACAUCCCGACCUCCAAGAGUCGUCGCUCCAAGUCAAGGUCUCACAAAAGAAAGCAAGAGAGCGGCAAUCAGCAGCAAGUGGUGUACAAGCCACCAUUUUGUGUAACUGAUGAAAACGUCAAGACUCAAUGGAAACAGAUUUUGUUUGAAGAAAUGCUUCUGUACACGAAGAGAAUUUUCCCUGACCUCCAGGCAUCCACGUACUUUGUUCCGCCAGUGCUUUUCAACAACGCCAUCUACACCAAGCCAAAGGGAGACAACGUAGUCAUGCGCAAUGUUGUCAUCCAGGAGGAAACUGGAUUGUCUGACCUUUGCUGUGACAGCAACGAUUUUGCUGUGCGACGUUGCUUGUCCCUCUUGUCUCAAGAGCCGUCGUCAUGGAUACAACCCUGCGUCGUGUUCACUAACUACAGCUUUGACAACUACCUUGUGAAGGACCUCACGGUGCCAAGCGAGCUGCAGGGGCUGGUCACUGUCGCCCCUGGCAACAGGCUGAACGAGACACCGACGAAGAUGGCCGAGAAACAGCCACGUCCAGAUGAAGGUAAAGAUCAAACUUUUGGACUUCCGCUUUGCAAAGCACGUGACUUAUUUCCGGCCUGGAAGGUCGACAAGCAGCGCGGGGAUUUCGACAACCUCAUCAUCAGCAGGAGGUACGGGCUCAUCGUCGUGGAGAUCAAAAACAUCGGCGAUCAGAUCAGCGAGGCGUUUACAGACGUGUCGGGUCGUCCGCAGAUCACAGACAUCAAAGUCUUCCAGGAAAAGCUGAAGAAAUCCAUUGGUCAGCUAAAUAAGUCCGAGACGAUGCUCCGGCACGUGCUAGCCGACAUAGCCGAGGGGGUAAAGGUCACGAAGAUUUUGGCUGUGCCGAACUCCUCCCGACGCCAUCUAAAGUUUGUGAUGGAAAGUGAUGCAGAUUUGUGUCAGAGUUUUCUUCAGUGCAUCUCUUCAUCGACCCUCGAAGAGGCUGUUUAUCGGUGUCUUUGUGCCGAUGAAGUUCCAUCCGAUAGGACAGCAGCUGGGCAUGGAGCGGAAGUAAGUAGUCCAGGAGACUACGACCUCCUAAUCACGUGGUGGGAGCACGUGACAGGCAGCAUGAAAUCUGAACCAAUCAAGUGCAAUGACAACAAAACCGACAUGGACUGGACACAAGCGACGCCAGAGGAUCACUUGACAAUGGAGCAGUAUGAACAAAUUGUCUCGAGAUUUGGGGGCCCGUACUCCAAGGUACCCAUAGAAUAUCGCAGGAGAGCGCUAGACGAGGGUCGAACAUUAUCUGACUGCAUUCACCUGACAGGAUUGCGAUUUGGUCGCGAUGUCCUCCGGAACGACCAGAUUCAAAUCCUGGAGAGCGAUGAUCGCUUCGUGUACCUCACCGGGCCCCCGGGUUCCGGCAAAACUCUGCUUCUGGGUCUGAAGGCAGUGGAGUGGGCUCUCGCUGGACACAAGGUGGUCUUCCUUAGCAGCAGUGGCAUGGGCUGGGGAAGCUUGGUGUCUAUGAUUCUCUUCGAACGAGUGAGAGAAAAGCUUCGAAACGAGAUCCAAGAGAAGCGGAAGAGAAGGAAAGGUCGCGUCACGUGUUCUUCAGGCUUCAGUAGCACGGACGCCAUCGACACCAUAGACACCUCACAACCUCAACACAAACCGUUGGUCAGACAAACUAUUUCUGAUCCUCCAGACACUAAAGUCGAUCCCCAGAAACAAAUUCCUGGCAUUCAACCUCGAGAUGAAAUUUCUCCAAACACAAAGCACACGGGGUCGCGAGAGGUCAUUGCCGACCAAGAAGAAUCAGUUAACGUGCAUUUCAUACAAGUCUCCCUCGAUACUAACGCUAGAGAGUUGGUUCAGUCGCUGGUGGAGGAGUGUUCGGAAGAGAAUGUUGGGCUUCGCUUCAUUGUCGACGAAAUUCCAAUUAAAAAGACUCCAGAACUAUUGUGUGAGAAUCUGUCUAAAAUCAACUCUAUGCUCAAAAAGGUUUGCUUCCUGUUCCAAGAAGCGUAUUCCACCGGCAGCCAUAAGAAAGAAUCUGACACGGGGAGGAUGCCACAGAACCUUGAAAAAAUUAAUCAGCCAGGUGAUUCAGAGAAGAGGGGGAUCGAUGAAAUUGAAAAGAAAUACCUGGCCAAGAUCGAGGUACACCUGCAGGCACUAGACACCACACUGGAAGCGCUCAAACCCACGUGUGACUAUCAGUCUGCGACCCUAGGGACCCCCGCCUGGCGAUAUGGGCAUGGUGUCGCUGUGGCCUGCCAGGGGGAAAUCAUCCAGUAUGUGCGCCGUCUGGCGGCCGAGCCCGUCGUCAAGGUGCGAGGACUGCUGGAGAGCGUGCAAGCUCUCUUGCUGGAUGCGUCGGGGCUGCUGUACAACGCCCUGACCUGGAUGAUGCGCCACGCCCUUGUGGAAGUCUUCACCAUCCUGACCAGCGACUACGCCAACUCAGACGUUAGUCUCUGGAGCUCUGGGUUCAUGCCUGACCAAAACCAUCAGGGUUUCAUCACGAAGAAGCUGACCCACUGUGUGCGCUGCCCACCAGAGGUCCAGUCCAUCCUGCAAAUGAUCGAGAAGGACAUGACGGUUCCUCCAAAGUACAUUUACCAAUGUGAUGCAGUGAUCGUCGACCCCCCUUUGCCCCUGCCGUGCCAGGGACCGAAGGUUAAGAUCUUGGAUCACAGAGAGCAUUUGUCUGAUGUUAAGGAGAUCACGGACUGCUCCGCUUGCGGCGAGAACCUCGCGGCCUACCUUUUCCACGACUUGAAACUCGGCUGUAAGCAGUGUCCUCUCACUUUCGAGGACAUCCUCAUCGUCGGUACCCUGGACAUCGCCAAUACAGACCCCGAGAUUCUGAGGACGCUUCAGCGCCAGGGGAUUCCGGUAGAGUUCAAGGGCAACAAUCUGACACGUCCACCUCCUUAUCCUGGGAAAGCCUGUGCCAUAGGAGGCUCAGCGGCUCAGGGACUGGAGUCGAAGAUAAUCGUGUUUAUACCGGAUGUUUGUCGGAUUCCUGCAGCAACGAGCGACGGGGUAGUGGACGAACUGCAGUUUCGUCCUGAUGUUCACGACUGGCUUCGCAGCAUGGGCCGAUGGAACCGCUCCCAUCUGUGGUUUGUGGCUUCCAGAGCCCUGUCUCAUCUGAUUGUGUUUCGUGUGUGAUCCAGCUUACCUAAGCUGUUUUGAAAUACUAUUUUUGUUCACAGUAUCUCUGCAGUUCUCGACAUUUGCGGAGGAAGAAUAACAAUGCAACUUGUUACUGGACAACAUGGCUGAAUGUGGUGCGGGUGGGAGGAUCAGGAGGGCUUGUGUAACUUCUAUUAUACUCAACAUAGAUUACUGAAUAAAAUACUCAAUAAGUGAAGGAAAGAUAAUGGGAAUUUGUCGUUAACAGAAAUAUAUUUUUAAAUAAAUUGAAAAGUUCUCACCAUAUAACUAAAUCAAGCUAAAUAGGGUAAAAAUGCAAAAGAAUAAUUGGUAAUUAUGAAAAAAGUGGACAGGAAAUGUUUACAAUAGAAAAUCAGUUUAAAUCGUAAUCUUUUGAAAAACCAACACAGAUUCUGGCAACUUCGUACUCAGGUGUCGCAGUAAUGCCGCACCGAGUGAUGAGGCUGGCUACAGAAAAUGUUUUGGUGUAGUAAUACAGUACGCGACAUAAUACUUACUUCAGCCACCGAGGUAAAAUGUUAGUUUAAGGUUAACCACAGGGCAGCAUUGCUAAAUCGCUGAGAUAUUCAACCAAAAUAAUGGACUGUUUGUUGCCAUAGAGACGGAGGAACCAAUAGAAUAAAUUGGUCGUUCGUUGCCGGAAAGAUGAAAGCAGUUUAGUUUCUUUGUCGGUGCGCAUGACACAAAUGGGAUGACGUCACACAAGUUAGCUAAUUAUGUAGGGUCACCUGACUUUUGGAGAGAUUACUAGCUUAAGGUUAGGGUUAAGUUAAGGAAAGAGUUUAAGAUUAAUUCUAGGGUAUCGACUUGGACAAGCAGACGAGGUUACGUCACGUGAUUUCUAUAACUCCGCCCCCUUCUUCGGUAGUUUGUCAUAUGGAAGAAGCCAUGUGAUGAAAGUCUGUUCCAUUCGAAGUACAUGUGGAAGAUCGCAUGUCUUCAUGGAAGAAAAGCCAGGCUGCAGCUUUGUGUCAUGUCACGAGGCGAAUGGUCAUUGUAUUCAGUAAUCGAUGACUUUUGAUAUUUUGUGUUUCCUGUCCAAGUCCUACAGCAAUCUUCUGCGUGCCGCAAGCCAUUGUUGCUGAGGUGUGGAAUCGCUGUUAAAAAUCUGCAAAUGUGGGGAAAAGUCAAGAACCUGAAGAACUGCAGGACAUCUACCGAGGUCUAAGGAUUCUGCACAUUACACACAUCCUGCGGAAACGGAAGAUGUGGGUAAUGGAGCUUUAGUCUUCUCAGUACCAGGACAGUCAGGACUCUAUCGUCUGCCCUUUGUUCAGCCCAGGACAUGAGAUACUUUCACCUUGUGCGUGUGCCACCUGUAUAAACAGCAACACCUACCCUUCUCUCCAACAUCUACGGCAGUCUGAGAGCACUCCACGGUCGGGGUUGUAUCCACCAAGACAAAGCUCAGUAAUAAGGAUCAUUCGUCUUCCAUCGUGUGUGCGCGCGUGUGUGUGUGUGUGAGUGUCUUCGCAUGCUUCAUAGCCGAGGAUAAUUUCUCGGCUGUCUCCCAGAGUUUGAUGAGGUUCCUCAUGGAUGUUGACUUCGUCUUCCAUCAUCUUGACCUCUACUUAGUGUUUCUGUUGUUUGCUCUGUGUUGUCAUUGUGAUGUAGCCUACGUUACGGUCAUAGGGGAAGCAGAGAGUCGAACGGAGAGGCUCGGCGGUUCAACACCCGUGUAGCGCACCUCAGUUUUCCCCCAGUCUUUGACUGUCCCCUUGAUAUUUUCUCUCUUGGAAAAUAUUUAGGAAUUAAAAUCUGGAUGUAAAGAGAUCUGCCAAUGUAGUGCUUUUGAAUUAAUGAAAGUAAUCUUAAAGAAGUAUUUCAAGGUGCAAUUUGGUAUUUAAUAUUCUGUCACUAUCUUUUGAAUUUAUUUUUUUUAUUUUGCUUUUCAGCAGCGGCAUUCUAAAUACAUUUAUUGCAUUUUUGUACACACGCCCUAAACAUUUUUCCAUGGUCAUUAGCAAAUUUUUGGAAGUCUGAACCACUGCAAUACCUGACCCGGUGCUCAAGCGUUCACAACUGUGUCUGACUAGCCUGCUUUACAGCUUGUUGCAAUUUUUCUAUUAAAAUUCCUAAGUUUGUUUCUACAUUCUGUUAGUUUAAGUUCAAACAGACACACCGUUACACGAUUUGGCCCGCAGGCCCGCACACACACACACACACAGAGAUAUAUACAUGCACACGCGCGCACGUACACGAGCAAAUACAGACAUUUUUAAAACAAUUUUUUUUUCCUCGAAAUCUCUGGGAAGUUGGAACAACGCGAGAUUUACAGGGGAGUGAGUGUAAUUCAUGCUUCACCACGUGCAUUACCCAGCCACCCGGGCGCGCGCUGGCCGUCUGUGCAGGCGGGUGACGUACGUGAGUUACGACGUCAUUUCCCUCUAAUGGCCUGCACGCGCCGCACGUGCGUCUGGGAUUCCAUGUCCGACCAACAUCGUCUGGCCCACAAGAGUGUGACUAUAGGGGUGGGAGCUGGCACGAGAAGGGAGACAAAUUUUUGGUGGGGAGAUUCACGUGUGCUCGAUUAAAGCAUCAUGUUGUUGUUAUUGUUGUUCAUAUUGGCUCGUUAUUACGAUAAACAAUAUCAAAUUCCAUACUUCUGAAAUUACAUUUUAUCAAACUCAAAAUAUAAGUGAAAUGUAAUAAAGAUCGGUGUUUAAA
Messenger RNA from Pomacea canaliculata, 6569 nucleotides. RefSeq lists its product as uncharacterized. The transcript has 11 exons. NCBI's taxonomy places the organism in Eukaryota, Metazoa, Mollusca, Gastropoda, Architaenioglossa, Ampullariidae. The record is from RefSeq and is a predicted model, not a curated record. Bases 702 to 3896 code for a protein of 1064 amino acids.